AGCCUUCUUUUAUCUCCUUCAUAUGUUGAAAAACUGAACUCGCUCCCUUAAAGAAAUUAAAAAAAAGGAAAAAAAAAAUCGUAAAAUCAAAACCCUAAAUCGGAGUAAUUUUUGUGAAUCGAUCAUGGAGACGAUGAUCAAUUUCAAGCUGAUGAUCGUACUUUCGCUUUGUUUGGUUGUACGGUUGACUCAAGCGAAGGACAUUCAGUACUGCGAUAAGAAGGCUCAGUAUGGUGUAGAAGUCAAAGGAGUUGAGAUAUCUCCUGAUCCGGUGGCAAGAGGCAAGACAGCUACCUUCAGCAUUGCUGCUGCUACAGAUAAAGCAAUCUCUGGAGGAAAACUGGUGAUUGAUGUUUCAUACUUCGGAUGGCACAUCCAUAGUGAGACACAUGAUCUUUGUGAUGAGACUUCCUGCCCUGUAUCAAUUGGCGAUUUUGUGGUUGCUCACUCACAAGUUUUACCUGGCUUUACUCCACCUGGCUCAUAUUCUCUGAAGAUGAAAAUGUACGACGGAAACAAGAAUGAGCUAACAUGCAUUGCCUUUGAUUUUGACAUUGGAUUUGCGUCUUCUGUGGCCGAUAGUUAAGUGCUCCAAAGGUUUCUUUGCUCCGUUCCUGUUUAUCUGGCUGCAUAUAAAGUUAGCGUGUAAAAAGAAGUUACUCUUCAAACUUAGCUCCUGGAAUUUACUUUACUGGAAUGUUCAUUAUCAUGCUAUAUGUGCCUCCUCUCUCGACAUUAAUGAAUAUUAUGUAAUGUGUAACAUUUACCAAAAACUUAAAGAUUGAAAGAACUUCAGUUUAGAAAAUUAA
Messenger RNA from Pistacia vera, 809 nucleotides. RefSeq names its product putative phosphatidylglycerol/phosphatidylinositol transfer protein DDB_G0282179. The transcript has 4 exons. The record is from RefSeq and is a predicted model, not a curated record. Gene Ontology annotation, molecular function: sterol binding. NCBI's taxonomy places the organism in Eukaryota, Viridiplantae, Streptophyta, Magnoliopsida, Sapindales, Anacardiaceae. Bases 125 to 586 code for a protein of 153 amino acids. Gene Ontology annotation, biological process: intracellular sterol transport.